Molecule: messenger RNA, 2865 nt
Organism: Suillus fuscotomentosus
Lineage: Eukaryota; Fungi; Basidiomycota; Agaricomycetes; Boletales; Suillaceae
Exons: 15
Coding region: 1-2865 (954 amino acids)
Source: RefSeq, a predicted model, not a curated record
AUGUCGUCAUAUGCAGUCCAGACCACUUAUCUAAGCUGGCAUCUUCUGGGCUUCUCUUCUAUUCAUCAUCUAUCAUCAAGGCCUAAAGGCCUAGGUAUCGUAUCAUUGCCGUGCAAGGUGGCAGAGGGCAUAUUGGUAGCUGGGGGCUCACGCCAUGUUACUGUAACAGGCAGAGGUGGGGAAAAAUUCAGAUGCGAAGAUUGUUUCUUGGUCGAGCUGGUCUGCUAUGAUUGCAUUGUUCAGUCACACUACCACACGCCCCUACAUAGAAUCAAACAAUGGAAGGAUGACCUUUUCCACACAGUCUUGCUCAUGUCACUGGGUCUCCAUGUCCAGUUGGGUCACAGGCCAGGGGAAGAGUGUAAUAGCUGCAGAGCAGCCUACGAUGAUGAUUUCGUGGUCAUCGAUGUACAUGGGAUACAUGAGAUAAAGCUUGACUACUGUGGGUGCACACAUGCACCAUCCUGCUACAAACAGCUUCUUCGUGCACAAUGGUUCCCAGCUACAACAAUUGAUCCCAGAACAGUGGCAACUUUUGCUAUUCUUCAACUUUUCCACCUUCUUUCAUUCGAGUCCAAAGUCUCUGCUUACAAAUUCUAUCAUUCUCUUACAUGGAGAACCAACAACAUUGGUACUAAGCCAAUUCGUGAUCGUUAUUCUGUGUUCCUUCACAUAGUAUCAGAGUGGCAACACUUGAAGGCACUGAAACGAUCCGGGCAGGGGCACGAUCCUGCAGGUAUUGAGGCAACACAAGAGGGGGAGCUGGCUGUAUUGUGUCCAGCUUGCCCACAGCCUGGCAAGAAUCUUCUGGAAGGUUGGGAGAAUGUGCCACGAUCUGAAUGCCUUUUUUUGGCGAUUGAUACAAACUUUUGCCUGAAGUGGCAUCUGGUGUCAACUGACAGCAAAGAUCCAGGUUUAGGCCACGGGUGGGGUUAUUUUGUGGAAGAAGGUAAGUAUAAGGUGCACAUCAAUAUGAAUAGCGAGGUCUUACAAGAGAAAAGUACAUGUGUUAGUCACAAUGCUGUGAACAUGGCGGAUACAAAGAGUUCGAAGGGGCUCGCUGCUACCGGAGUCGGUACGGUAGACUGUGCUUGCCAUGAUAUGAAGCUUCCAAACAGUGUUGGAGAUCUACAGAAAGGAGAGAAGUAUCUUCACAUGGAUUACCUCAUAUUCUCAGCCCUCAUUGCAUUUUCACAGCUUAUUGUCUUCAACUUCUCCUAUGACAUCACCUGUCAGUGGCACAAAAAACUCUGGAGUCGCAUGCCUAGCCUUCCUCCUGCACUUCACCUUGAUCAUCCAAGUAAGGUGAUAAAUUAUUUUGUCCCAAAAUUCCACUUGGACGCCCACAUCAAAGCAUGUCAAACUAAAUUUUCAUUCAAUUUGACUCCUUGGCAUGGAUGGGCAAAUAUUAAUCAUGUGGCUGCAAGUAUGAAGGAAAUGGGUCCAGGAGCUCGUCGGGACACCCUCAAUGACCAUUUUGGUGACUGGAAUUGGAAGAAGAUAUCAGGGCGAACAAUGUUGCGCAAGAUCAAGGAAGCUGUCAAGGCAGAGAAAGACCAUUGUGCUGCACUUCAAGAACUCGAGGGGUCCAUCAAGUCUUCAGAGUUGGGUGCUGCAUACAUCGCUGAGUGGAAAAAUGAGAUCAAGGCAUGGGAGACUGAUCACACAAAGCCAAAUCUGUUUGAUAGUAGAGUUGUUGGUGCAUCUAUUCAAUCUCCUGCAGUUUGUCUCGCCCUUAGGCAACAGGAUGCCAGGGAGCUUGAGGAUGGUGCCAUCAUAUCACUCCAUGCUGAAGUAACACCUAGUGUGCUCAUUAGCACUGCCAUAGAUCUCGAGCAUGCACAACAUCAUCUUUGGGUAGAUGCAGAUGCACUUGGGCUGCAUGCGACUGACACCCAGAGAGCAAACAUUGUGACCUGCAGGAAUGCACUGCAAUGCCGGGUUGAAGCAUGGUCUAGUGUUCAAGUUUUAUACAUGCCCAUUGUUGCCAACUUGCGUGCUACAACCCUCUCCCAUCAAUUCCAUCUACAAAAUACUGGCCAUGAUGACAGCGGCUUACCAAGUUCAAAGCCUGACUCCGGGAAAGCCGAGGAUUUCCCACUCCUUUUCCCUUCCGAUGUCUGUGAUCUCACUGUUUGCGAUCUGAAGCUCCUCAAACUCGAGUGGUCACUGCAGUAUGCUCAAGCCAACGAUGCACUCACUGAGUGCCCUCAAAACAUCUGUGGGCAAGGUGCCAACACACAAGCACACAAGACUGUUGACACACUAGAAAACCGCUUGGCAAUGUCUCAUGCAAAAUACUGCUGUGCUCACAAAGCACUUCUCCGGAGGUUUCAACCACUCAAAAAGUCAGACCUUCGGCCUAUGGGAGACUUUGGAGGACAAACCCAGGGUACCGCUAUUAUGUCUUGGAUUUGGCUGACACAUGGAGUUUCCACUGACAAUAGUGCUGGUCUUCAGGACUGUGAGGCGCGCCACAACCGGUGGCAUGAAGAAAUUCAGUUACUCAUGAAGGAAAUGCAGCAUGUAUUGGCUUUCCUGAAGUGGCAUAUACAAUGGUGGGAGGAACGUGCAACCCUUCAAACAUUUGUAAGGGCUGAGGAGACAGAGGGAUUUGUGGCAUAUGCCAAGUGUCAGGGUGCUGUUCGCCGUGCAUUGUUGAUGAGUUUUGAGGACAGUAUGGUUCUUAUGAUAGGCAUUCCGCUUCCCUAUGGAUGGCUUAGUCUUUUAUCUUAUGAGAAAAUUGUUGACAACAUGAUUGAGCUGAGGAGCCUCCAAAAUUGGUUCCGUGGCCGCAUCAAACGUCCCAUUCUUCAAUGUGUAGAUAAUGUGUUCCGAAAACAGUGGGGGAUUGAGAUUGAUUGA